AUGCUGGAUUUCGAAUAUUUAUUAGAAAGAGUUGGUACAUUUGGCAAAUACCAAAUAAUUGUAUUUAUAUCACUGUGUUAUUUUGGUAUACCAUCAGGCCUGAAUGCGAUCGCAUCGGUGUUUUUGUCAUAUACACCAGAGUACAGAUGUCUUAUGUACCCGUUCGACAACUCUUCUCUUUACCCAAAUCUAACCAAUGAAGAAUUGUUUAAUCUAACAACUCCACUCGACGACAAAAAUGAUCCAAUUGAUGCAUGUCGAAGGUACGGAUACGAUUUAACAGAAUGUUCUGGACCAAAUGAUUUUUCCUGUGUCAACAAAAGUGAGCCACUUGUGUCUUGUGACGAGUUCUAUUAUAAUGAUAGUCUUUUUGAGGAAACUACAGUAACAGAGAAAUCGGAUCUUUUUCCAACUUUAAUACGUGUAAUGGUUCCCGAUAUUGUUCUAAAAAACUAA
This is a messenger RNA of Styela clava, 456 nucleotides long. The record is from RefSeq and is a predicted model, not a curated record. NCBI's taxonomy places the organism in Eukaryota, Metazoa, Chordata, Ascidiacea, Stolidobranchia, Styelidae.